AUGGCCGCUGCUGCUGGCAGCCUGAUGCGCAGCUCAGCUCGCAUCGUGCUGUUCCAGCUCUUCCACAGCCUGGUGCAGCAGCUGCCGGCCGGGGGCGGCAGCGAGGGCGUGCCCUCCCCGCUGUCAGUGCUGCCGCUGAUGGCCUCUCAGAUUGCGCAGCUGGCGGCGGGCGGCGUGGUGGUGGGCCUGGCAGCCGGCAUGCUGACGCGCCGCCUGCUCAGGGCGCUGCGCUGGCACGGCGCCUCAGCAUGCCAGGAGGUGGCAGCCAUUCAGGCGAUGGGCUUCCUGGUUUUCUACAUAGCCAAUGCCCCGCUGCAAGUGUCGGGCGUCAUUGCCGUGGUGGUGUUCGGGCUGUAUGGCAACUCCACCUCGCACUUUGAGCUGGCGUCCUCGCGCCACAUGCGGGAGUCAGCUGCGGUGCAAAACACGGUCAGCUUUGCCUUGAACGGUGUGGUGUUCUUCUUUGCGGGUGCCUCGGCAUGCAACUUCAUGAUCAGGGCUGUUGAGAGCCUCAGCGACUACUGGCACUCUUUUGCACUCUUCCCGCCCGUCUACCUGGCCAUGUUCCUCAUCCGGGGAAUCUCCAUCCUCCUGUUCAACCCCCUGUUCCACUUGCUGGGCUCCCAGGCGCUGCCCCUGCGGGCGGUGCUGUUUGCCACCUGGGGCGGGCUCAGGGGCGCCAUCUCUCUCAUCAUGGCCCAAGUCAUCGCCACGGAUGAGACUGUCGCAGGGCACAGCCAGCUGGUGUCGGCACAGAUGGGACUGUGGACCAGCCUGUUCGUGCUCAGCACGCUGCUCAUCAAUGCGCCCACUGUGUCACCUGUCAAGCUGAGCAUCCGCGAGAAGGCCAAGCGCGCGCUGCUGCGCUACACAGCAGCCGCCAUCCAGGCAAGCCACCUUCUGGACUUGAAGAAUGAUGAAGAUGAGAUGCUCCGAGGCGUGGACUGGGGCGCCGUGGCCCGCUACGUCGACCUGUCGGAAGAGCUGCAGCAGUUCAGCCGCGCCGGCGGCGGCGCUGCUGGCGAGGUGGCUGGCGCAGGGGCGGCGCCGCGGGAGCGGCAGCUCCAGCGGGAGCCUCCCAGCCCCGGCCCAGAUGCUUGGCACCCGCAGCACCAGGUGCCGCAGCAUCGGCGGGAAGGGGUGGCUGAAGGGGAGGCGGCGGCCGCCCUGGAGCAGCAGGAGGAGCUCUUCGAUUCGGCAGGCUGGGCUGCGCCCUCCAGCUUCUCUGGCAGCGCGCGGAGCCGGCGCGAGGCGGCGCUGGCUGGGCUUGGCAAGCUGUCCAACCGGUCGCCUCUGAGCAGCAGCCGGCGCCUGCUGGGAGCCAGCCUGGCCAACUUCAGCCACAAGUGGGAGCCCCGCUCCGGGCCCCCGCUGGGCCCAUGCGCGCCUUACUCAGAUGGCAUCAUCGGCGGUACCACAGACCUGGAGAUGCCGCUGCUGCCUGCCAGCCCCAGCCGCAGGCUCAGCGCGGCGGUUGCAGCAGGAGAGGCAGGUGGUGUGAGCGCCGCGGGUGGCACAGGCCGUCGAGCGGGCCGCAUGCACCGCUCGCUGUCAGCUGCCAGCGGCUCCAGUGCCCGCAGCGGGGCGAGCUGCAGCGACUUGGGUCUGUCCCCCACUGGUGCCAGCGCCGGCACGGCAGCCACUGGCGAAAGGCUGGGGGUGAGCCGGAGCAGCAGCGUGGACAGGCUUACAAAAUAUGGCAGCUCCGAGUUCUCAGAUGAAUCACCCUUCUUCCCCGCUGCUGGCGCCGCUGCUGCCGGCAAGGAGUCUCCCCGCCUGGCCAGCGCCAAGUCAGCGCCCCAGAUGCACACCAUUGUGGAAGUCGCCAGCUCAGAGGAGGAGGGAGGCUUCUCCUCUGAAGAGGACUGGGCUGCUGCUGCUGCUGCUGCCGAGCUGGGCUCCCGGCAGCCGCUGUUGGUGCAGCCAGAGGACAGCAGCCGAGCCCUGCACGAACAGCAGGCAGCGCAGAGCCCCCAGUCCUUUGCUCCACUGGAUUUCGAGGUACUGCCCAGCUUCCCCUCGGAUGCCGCCUUCAGCAUGCCCGACUCUGGCGCAGCCACGCCCACGCCAAAUGGCAGCUUCAACCGGCAGGCGGUGCAGCACGUGAGCGAGCUGAUGAGCGGCGACGAGGAACCCAGCCUGCAGGACGGCGCCGGCAGCUGCUCCGCAGCCAGCCAAGCUGCCUCGCCCCGUGCCACAGUGGCAGCCCACGGCUCACAGCCGACGGCGGCCAUGGGAGCGCCUUCCGCCUCCAGCCAGCUGCUGCCUUCUGCCGGAUCUGGCACACAGUCCCGCGUGUUGACUGGCAGAGGGCCCUCUUCUCUGCUGCGUCCCUCCCUCAGCGACACGGCCAGGGGAGGCAGCGGCCUGGGCGGCCGCCGCGGCUUUGGUGGCCUGCUGCAGGCUCGCCCCAGCGACGGCCUGGCAGCGGUGCUCCAGCCUCCCUCACCUGGCAGGAUUUCCCCGCUCACAAGCAGCGCCGCCACCUCCCCAGAACCCUCGGAACAGGCGCAGCUGCUGCAGCCGAGGCAGGGACAAGGAGAGAGCCGGGAAGCUGAGGAGGCACUGCCGCCGGAGCAGCCGCCCCUGCCGCUGCUGGAUGCUGCCCCGCCGGAUGCUGAGGCUGGCCAGCCUGGCGCCAGCGGCGAGACCGCAGAUGAUGCAGAUGCAGCAGAGGAGGAGAUAGAUACUGGGCUGGAGCUGGAAGGAGCGCUACCUCCACCCGGUGGCCUGCCCGGCUUCCCGCUGCGCUUGCCGACGCGCGCCAUGACCAUUGCUGGCAUCGAGCUGGGCAGGAGCUUCUCUCUGGCGGUGCCAGCAGCGCCCCACCCACACCACGUGGCCUCGGCUGCCGAGCUGCCGCCCCCCGCGGGUGCCGGCGUGGCAGUCGCAGCCAGCUUUGCAGGGACUCCAGGCGUCAAGCCGUGGCAGGCAGGCGCCUUGCUGCUGCGUCGCAGCAUGAGCACGCCCCUGACCGGCAUCGCCGAGCAGCUGGAGCAGCAGCAGAAGCUGCCGCCAGGCCUGGAUGCAGCGUCGGCUGCAGGAGAGUCUGCGGCGGGGGGCGGAGAGCCAGGCGCGCCCAGCAGCCAGGGUGGCAGCGGCCAGUGGUCUCAUCCUGAGGUGCUGGCGGAGGCACGCAUGCGCCUGGUGGCAGGCCUCAAGCGCUACUUCCACGCCAAGCGAGGCGAGGGCCUGCUGUCGGCCCAGGGCCUGAGGAUCCUGGACUAUGCCUGCGACAGGGCCAUCGAUCAGGCGCAGGCGCCCCUGGGCAUCUGGUCGGUGGCGGAAGGGGAGGCGGUGGGCAAGUACUUAGUCCGGGCGCUGGCCUGGCUGUUCUUCCGGGCCAAGCGCCUCACCGGCCGCCUGCCCCGCUGGCUGCGCUUCCUGCUCAUGCCGCCGCUGCGCUGGUUCUCAGGGCUGAUCGGCUGCGUGCUGUCUGUGACGAUGCUGGUGGCGUGCGAGGCACAGUGGCUGCGAGAGUCGGAGAAGGCGGGGGAGCUGCAGGCGGAGAUCGCGGAGGAGAGCGCUCGAGUCUGCAAGUUCAUAAUCGACCGGGAGAUCGAGGCGCCGGAGCGCUUCCAGGCCAUCCAGAGCUACAGGGCUGCCAUGGCCAUCCUGCGGCAGCAGUCUGCCUUUGUUGACGAGCUCUACGCCUCCGGGAUCGUGAAUGACUCUGAGCGCCAGGAGCCGGUGCAGCGGCGCGGGCGCCAGCUGGAGAUCCAGGGCCCGGUGUGGCGAGCCCCGUCGGUGCGAGAGGUGCUGCGCGGCCUGCCCUUCCUGCACCACGUGCCCGACCCCAUGUUUGACUGGCUGCUGGAGCGGGGCCAGCUGCUGGAGUACACCCGCGGCGAAGUCAUCCGCUCCCCCGCCCCGCACCUAGGCGCCGCCAUGGACUCGGGCCUGUACAUCGUGGUGUAUGGCCUGGUGCGCAGCAGCUUCACAGACCACCGCGGCGCCUGCCACGAGUACUUCCUUGGCAGCGGCGGCGUGCUGGGCCUGCUGGGCGCGCUGACGGGGCAGGCGAUGCGCGGCUCUGGGCCCGCGGUGGCCGAGGCCAAUGCUCUGCACAAGGGGCCCGGCGUCAUCAAGCGCAUCCGCCAGCGCGGAGCGGCAGGCGACCACGACUUUGCUCAGCUGGAGCUGGAUCUGUUCAGGGUGGCUGGCCUGUACAUUGUGGAGCGGCUGAAGGGCGAGGUGGUGGCCGCAGUUGCAGCCAGGUUCCAGCGCCAGGCGAUCGACCGCGCCCGGCGGCGGGCCAUCCACAAGGCCGCGGCAGCAGCUGCUGCGGCCAGCAACGGCGUGACCGCAGAGCGCGAGCGGGAAGUGCCGCAGCAGGAGGCCGGCGGCGCGGCAGGGGAGGCGCCGGCAGCAGGAGCCGAGGGGGCGCGGCAGGGGAGCCUGCGCCAGCGUGUGCAUUGGGACUCCUCUCUUGGAGAGGAGCAGCAGGCCUCUCCAGUGCAGCCCAGGGGCGGCGCUGCCGCUGCCGCAGCCGCAGCUGGCCCCCGGCCCUUUGUGCCGCUGUCAGACGCAGAGGUGCUGGCUGGAGUGGACCGCCGCAGGCUGUGGCACAACGCCCAGGCCUUUGCCCGAGGCAUCCUUGCUGACAUCAGGCACCACCUGCGGGAUGCAGAGCUGCUUCGCCUGGGCCCCAAGCAGGCGUGGCGCCAGCGCAGCCACAUGCUGCUGGUGCAUGGCAGCCUGCACAGCGGCGGGGUGGCUGCCGAGCAGCAGGCAGGCGUGCUGGCGCCUGCGGUGCUGCCCUGGCUGGCGGCCCACCUGCAGUGCGACGCCGGCGCGCUGCCUGGCAGCCCGCGCGCGGCGGCGCCUGCCCAGCGGCUGGUAGCAGGUCCCGACGGUGCGCUGCUGCUGGCGUGCCCAGAGGAGCGCGGCACCCCGCUCACGCCCAGCAGCAGCGCUGGCAGCACCCCGGAUUUCGGCAGCCCCUUUGCUGGCGCUGCAGGGUGGCCCGGCAGCCAGCAGCCGCAGCAGCAGGAGGGGGUGGAGCUGCAGGCCGGCAGCACCGAGCAGGGAGGCGACCAGCGGCUGCAGCAGGAGCAGCAGGAGCACUUGGAACCAGCGGGCAGGCCGCUGCGCCGAGUGAAGAGCCGCAGGCAAGUGGCAGCCAGCGACAGCUGCCGCUGA
This is a messenger RNA of Chlorella variabilis, 5142 nucleotides long. Its product is annotated as expressed protein. Gene Ontology annotation, molecular function: sodium:proton antiporter activity. The transcript has 30 exons. Gene Ontology annotation, biological process: proton transmembrane transport. Bases 1 to 5142 code for a protein of 1713 amino acids. NCBI's taxonomy places the organism in Eukaryota, Viridiplantae, Chlorophyta, Trebouxiophyceae, Chlorellales, Chlorellaceae. Gene Ontology annotation, cellular component: membrane. The record is from RefSeq and is a predicted model, not a curated record.